Notolabrus celidotus (New Zealand spotty) is the source of this 3105-nucleotide messenger RNA. Its product is annotated as transmembrane protein 184C-like. The transcript is spliced from 12 exons. The record is from RefSeq and is a predicted model, not a curated record. Bases 340 to 1671 code for a protein of 443 amino acids. Gene Ontology annotation, biological process: transport. NCBI's taxonomy places the organism in Eukaryota, Metazoa, Chordata, Actinopteri, Labriformes, Labridae. Gene Ontology annotation, molecular function: transporter activity.
CUGGACUCUGACGUAAACACGGAGCAGACCGAGGAGGACGCAAACACGGAGCAGAGGCGGCACCCAGACCCGGACCCGGACUCCGUGGCCUGCCUUACCCUCCUGGAUGGUCGUGGUCUGACGGUCUAACGGGACGGGGAUCGGUGUAAACCGGGACCGGGAUCAGCUGGUGGUCCGGUGUGGAGGAGGAGGGAUGCGUUGCCUGGUAACAGACGGAGGGGCGAGGGAGGAAACAGGCCAACCUUCACUCUGAUCAUCUUCAUCAUCUUCAGCUUCAACGGUGCGGCCUGUCCGGUCUAACAUGUUCCUGUAGACAACGCUGAGGGUGAAGCAGCCGUCAUGCCGUGUUCCUGUGCCGAGUGGAGGAGGUGGAUCCGCCCGCUGGUUCUGGUUCUGUACGCUCUCCUGCUGGUGGCUGUAGUUCCACUCUGCAUCUGGGAGCUGCAGAAAGACAAGGUCGGGACUCACAGUAAAGCCUGGUUCAUCGCUGGAGUCUUCGUGUUCCUCACCAUCCCCAUCUCUCUGUGGGGGAUCCUGCAGCACAUCGUCCACUUCACUCAGCCCGAGCUGCAGAGGCCGAUCAUUAGGAUUCUCUGGAUGGUGCCGAUCUACAGUUUGGACAGUUGGUUGGCGUUGCGGUACCCCAGCCUGGCGAUCUACGUGGACACGUGCAGAGAGUGCUAUGAGGCCUACGUCAUCUACAACUUCCUGAUCUUCCUCCUGAACUUCCUCAGUAACCAGUACCCGAGUCUGGUGCUGAUGCUGGAGGUCCAGCAGCAGCAGCCCCACCUGCCCCCCCUCUGCUGCUGCCCACCGUGGCCCAUGGGAGAGGUCCUGCUGUUCAGGUGUAAGCUGGGAGUCCUCCAGUACACUGUGGUCAGACCUGUUACCACGGUGAUAGCACUGAUCUGUCAGCUCUGCGGGGUUUACGAUGAAGCUAACUUCAGCUUCAGGAACGCCUGGUCCUACCUCGUCAUCAUCAACAACAUAUCACAGCUGUUCGCCAUGUACUGUCUGGUGCUACUGUACCGAGCCCUGAAAGAGGAGCUGACCCCCAUCAGGCCGGUGGGGAAGUUCCUCUGUGUCAAACUGGUGGUGUUUGUCUCCUUCUGGCAGGCGGUGUUCAUAGCGUUCCUGGUGAAAGUGGGCGUGAUCUCGGACAAACACACCUGGGACUGGGACAGUGUGGAGGCCGUGGCUACAGGACUGCAGGAUUUCAUCAUUUGCAUCGAGAUGUUCCUGGCAGCUAUCGCUCACCACUACACCUUCACCUACAAACCAUACGUACAGGAGGCGGAGGAGGGGUCGUGUUUCGACAGCUUCCUGGCCAUGUGGGAUUUCUCUGACAUCAGAGCUGAUGUCACGGAGCAGGUCCGCCACGCAGGUCGUACGUUCCUGGGUCGUCCAAACAAGAUGUACUUCGGUUCAGUGGCUCGACCCGAACACACCGAGCACACCGGCCUCCUCAACGCGACCUCCCAGGACGCUAUCGCCGCGGCCGCCACAUCCAUGCCCUCCUCGCCGUCCUCCAGUGGGCGGUACCAAGGCCUCGGCCACACCCCCGCCCCGCACUCCAUCUCCGCCCCCGCAGGGUUCACAUCCUCAUCCUGGGAGGACGACAGCGACAACUCUCCCGCUGAGCCCGCCGGGGACAACCCUGGAGGCACGUAGACUCUGAUCCAAAGGGGGUGAACCAGAAUCCCUCAGACCCCGGAUCAAAACCGGAACUCUGGUCUGAAUGUUUGAAGGGUUAAAUCAGGAACAAGCAAAGGAAAGCAUCUUUACUCUGUGAUGUUAAAGCCAUGUUUUCACUUACUCAGCUUUAAAUGUUUGAAUCUGUGUUCUGAUGUCUCAUGAUGUCACUUUUGAUAAAUGUGUCUCUGAAAGGAAGCGGUGUACGGGGCGCCGUUUCUAAAGUCGUGCACGCUCAAAACAAACGGCAACAAUUCUCAACAUCGAGCUCCAAACGUCUUAAAAACAUAGAGUGAAAAUUUGAGGUUCUUAUUUUACUUCUGCUCAACAGCAGUAUGAAUUUAAAUAUUAACUAAAUAUUAAGGAUCGCAGAGCAACAUUUAACUUUUAGAUUUAACAUUUCACACUUAGAUCCAACACUUAGAUUCAGCAUAGCAUGUAGAUUUGAAAUUUAGAUUUAACAUUUAAGAAUCAUAUUUAACAUUUAAAAAUCAUAUUUAACAAUUAACAUUCAUAUUUAACAUUUAAAAAUCAUAUUCAACAUUUAACAUGUAGAUUUAAAAUUCAGAUUUAACAUUCAAAAUUCAGAUUUAACAUUUAAAAGUCAGAUUUAAGAUUAAACAUUUAGAUUUUAAACUUAUAUUUAACAUAUAACAUGUAGAUUUAAAAUUUGGAUUUAACAUUCAAAUAUCAUAAUUAAAAUGUAACAUAAAUAUUUAACAUUUAACAUUCAUAUUCAACAUUUUGAUUUAUAGUAAACAUUUAUAUUUAACAUUCAGUUUUAACAUUUAUAUUUAACAUUUAUACUUAUAUUUAACAUUCAGAUUUAACAUUUAUAUUUAACAUUUAGAUUUAAUAUUCAGAUUUAACAUUUAGAUUUAACAUUUAAAAAUCCUAUUUAACAUUUAAAAAUCAUAAUUAACAUUUAACAUUUAGAUUUAACAUUGAGUUUUAACAUUAAUACGUACAAUUUAACAUUUAGAUUUAACAUUUAACAUUCAGAUUUAACAUUUAACACUUUUAUUUAUAUUUAACAUUCAGCUUGAACAUUCAGAUUUAACAUUUACAUUUAACAUUUGGAUUUAACAUUAAGAUUUAACAUUUAGAUCUAACAGUGAUUGUAACUUAAAUUUAUUUUCAUAACAAAAUUAAAUGUGAAGAUUACAAAUAUUCCUCUAAAUGGGAUUAAAUAGAGAAUUUAAAAUUUCACUCUAUGGUUUUAUGAUGUUGUGGAGCUACAUGUUGAGAAUUGUUGCUGUUUGUUUUCAGUGUUUAUAACUUCACAAACGCGUCCCCAUGGCGAUGGUUGUUGGGUUCACCUUGAUGCCACAGAGCUCAGUCGUCCUCGAGCUUGUUUUAACUAAAUGUUCUACUUCACAAUAAAUGAAUAUAUCACGUCAACACAAACUUUAA